Molecule: messenger RNA, 480 nt
Organism: Lucilia cuprina (Australian sheep blowfly)
Lineage: Eukaryota; Metazoa; Arthropoda; Insecta; Diptera; Calliphoridae
Exons: 1
Coding region: 1-459 (152 amino acids)
Source: RefSeq, a predicted model, not a curated record
AUGCAGAAAAAUCAAAAUGAUGCAAGUGGCUAUAAAAAGCCAAAGGCAACGAUAAAUGAUAAAGAGCCGUCAACAGCGUCAUCAGCGGCAAAACAACAACAACAGCAACAACAAAAAAUGGUAGUUAAUAAUAGUAAACAAACAACAACAACAGGAACAUCAACGAAUAACAAUUAUUUAGGUCAUAAAAACCAAACACAACCCAUAGAAACCACAUCAUUAAAUGCUGCCAGUGCUACAUUAUUUGCUUCUAUAUGGAGUAAAUUUUCUGCCACUUGUAAUGAAGCCAAACAACAAAAAAUCUUACAAAAACAACAAGCUUCUAAAAUACCUACAGCAGCAGCGGCAUCAACAUCCCCAACAACUUCUAAUGGCAAUGCUAAUGGUAACAAUGUUACCAAUCGUAAAAAAAGAAAAUCAAAGAAGAAUUCCAAUUCAACUUUGAAUAUGACAAAAUAAAUAAAAUAACCAUAUUUUUUU